AAAAGAAAAAGAAUUAGAGCAGAGAGAAAACUCUUCCUCUCUGGUUCAAAACACACCGUUUUACACACAAACCCUAAGCUUUUUGUUUUUUCUGAGUUUCUAACCAGAAAGAGAGAUAUUUUUUCACGGCUGCCAUGAGUAGCGACGCCAACGACUGUCACCGCCACGGAAAAGGCUGAAAUCAGAUCCACACCUUAACCUAAGUGAAAAUCUAGUAGAAGAAGGUCGCACAAUAUUUGUACAGGAUGGAGUUCAAUUCCAAGGAAGGCAUGCAUAGGAAGAGAAAAAAGGCUCUUGAAGCUCCUAAAGAACCUCGUCGUCCUAAAACGCAUUGGGAUCAUGUUUUGGAAGAGAUGGUUUGGUUGUCUAAGGACUUUGAGGCUGAGAGAAAAUGGAAAUUAGCUCAGGCAAAAAAGGUUGCUUUGAGAGCCAGCAAAGGCAUGCUGGAUCAGUCCACCAGAGAAGAAAGGAAAUCGAAGGAAGAGGAACAACGUAUGCGCAAAGUGGCACUUAAUAUUACAAAGGAUGUGAAGAAGUUCUGGAUUAAAAUAGAGAAACUGGUACUUUACAAGCAUCAGAUGGAGCUUGAUGAAAAAAAGAAAAAGGCUCUUGACAAACAGCUGGAGUUCCUUCUAGGACAAACUGAGAGGUACUCUACCAUGUUGGCUGAAAAUCUAGUUGAUAAACCAUUGCUGCAGGAUUGUGCACAUGAGGAAGGGCAUAAAGUUGAUACUAAAGAACCAGAAGAGUUAGUUGAUGCUGUCCCAGAUCCUCAGUCGAAUACUGGAGACAAUGAUGACGAUUAUGAUGUGCAAUCAGAGGAAUCAGAAGAUGAUGAGCAUACUAUCGACGAAGACGAAGCUCUUAUAACUGAACAGGAAAGGCAAGAAGAAUUGGAAGCUCUGAACAAUGAAAUGGAUGUUCCACUUGAAGAGCUACUCAUGAGAUAUGCUGCAAAACAUGUUAGCAGAGAAAAUAGUCCAGAAAAGGGUGAAAGUGGAGCCUACCAGACCAUUGAGGGGAGAGACCCUGUUGAGAGAAAAGGAAAAGAUAAAUCCGCUGACAGUGACACUGAUAUGAGCAGCUCACUUGUUGAUACUGGUCGUCGUUGUGCUGAAGUUAAUGGUGCAGUGUUGAAAGAAAACCAUUUAUUUGAAACUGAGACAGGUGAAAAAAAAACUCGGUCAAAUAUCGUUGGUGAUCCUGCAGAAGAACAUAUGUUGUAUGAUUUUAAUGAAGAUCAGGAAGAUGGUGAUUUUGUUCUUGCUAAUGGAGAAGAGAAGGAUGAUGAGACAACCUUGUCAGAGGAGGAAGAACUUGAAAACGUUGAUCCAACCAGUCCCACAGAUGAGAUUUUAUUGCUGCAAAAGGAGAGCGAGAUUUCCUUAAAAGAACUUCUUUCAAGGUAUAAAAAGGAGGUUAACAGUGAAGUAUCAGAGGAAGAAUCUGAAAAUGCAUCUGCUUUAUCAGACGACUUGUCAGAUUACUCAGAAAGUCAAGUUGUUGAUCAGACACAGCAGGAUGUAUCUAUGGAUGAAAAUGUGGAAUCUGGUAAAGGCUCACCAGUCUACAAUCAUCUUACAAAUGAAGAAGGACUAGGAAAUGAGAAAAUUGCAGAAGAAAACCAUAGAAGUGCAGAAGAAGGAAGUGGUAGUGAGAAUAUGAUUGCCGAUGCUGCUGCUGCUGCAAGAUCUGCGCAACCAACUGGAAAUACAUUUUCAACGACCAAAGUGCGGACGAAGUUCCCUUUUCUCGUCAAGUACCCUCUUCGUGAGUAUCAACAUAUUGGCCUGGAUUGGCUUGUCACUAUGUAUGAGAAAAGGUUAAAUGGUAUUCUAGCUGAUGAAAUGGGACUUGGAAAGACAAUAAUGACGAUUGCUUUACUUGCACAUCUGGCAUGCGAUAAGGGAAUAUGGGGUCCCCAUCUAAUUGUGGUUCCAACAAGUGUUAUGCUUAACUGGGAAACAGAAUUUCUCAAGUGGUGUCCUGCUUUUAAGAUUCUCACUUACUUUGGUAGUGCAAAAGAGCGUAAACUAAAAAGGCAAGGUUGGAUGAAACCGAAUUCUUUCCACAUUUGUAUUACAACUUACAGGCUGGUUAUACAGGAUUCAAAAGCUUUCAAGAGGAAGAAGUGGAAGUACUUGAUAUUGGAUGAAGCUCAUUUGAUUAAAAAUUGGAAGUCGCAGAGAUGGCAAACUCUUCUAAACUUCAAUUCAAAACGACGAAUCUUAUUAACUGGUACUCCCUUGCAGAAUGAUCUCAUGGAACUCUGGUCUUUGAUGCAUUUCUUGAUGCCACAUGUCUUUCAGUCCCACCAGGAGUUCAAGGAUUGGUUCAGUAAUCCAAUAUCAGGGAUGGUUGAGGGACAAGAAAGAGUGAACAAAGAAGUGGUUGAUCGUCUGCAUAAUGUUCUUCGUCCAUUUAUUCUUCGUCGACUGAAAAGAGAUGUCGAAAAGCAACUCCCUAUGAAACAUGAGCAUGUCAUCUAUUGUAGACUUUCAAAGAGGCAGCGUAAUUUGUAUGAGGACUUCAUUGCUAGCUCAGAGACACAGGCUACCCUUGCAAGUGCUAAUUUUUUUGGGAUGAUUAGCAUUAUUAUGCAACUUCGUAAAGUUUGCAAUCAUCCUGAUUUAUUUGAAGGUCGUCCAAUAAUUAGUUCGUUCGAUAUGGUUGGUAUGGACAUCCAGCUGAGUUCUUCAGUAUGUGCAAUCAUUUCACCUGUCCCAUUUUCCUCCGUAGACCUUUGCAGUUUGGGGCUUUUGUUUACUCACCUUGAUUUAAACAUGACUUCGUGGGAGUGUGAUGAAGUAAAUGCUAUUGCAACUCCUUCAAAAUUAAUUGAAGAGCGUGCCAAUGUAGAUGACAUUGAAGUUAUUGGGUCUCGAUCUAAACAUUUGGAAAAGAUACCUGGAACUAAUAUUUUUGAAGAGAUUAGAAAGGCUGUAUUUGAGGAGAGACUAAGAGAAGUAAGAGAACGGGCAGCAUCUGUCGCAUGGUGGAAUUCCUUGAGGUGCCGGAGGAAACCCAUUUAUUCAACAUCUUUGCGAGAACUUCUCAACAUAAAGAAUCCUCUUAAUGAUUUUUAUUGCCAAAAUGUUGAUCGGACCUCUUAUUUGUACUCAUCUAAGCUUGCUGAUGUUAUUCUUUCACCAGUAGAACGGUUUCACAAGAUGAUUGAUCUUGUUGAAACAUUUAUGUUUGCUAUACCGGCAGCACGUGCUCCAGUUCCCACUUGUUGGUGCAGUAAAUCAGGAAGUUCUGUGUUUCUGCCUCCAACUUAUAAGGAGAAAUGCUCUGAAAUGCUGUUACCUCUUCUUUUACCUAUUAGACCUGCGAUUGUCAGGAGGCAAGUGUAUUUUCCAGACAGACGGCUGAUACAGUUCGACUGCGGUAAGUUGCAGGAACUGUCCGUUUUACUGAGGAAGUUGAAAUCAGGGGGUCACCGAGCAUUGAUAUUUACUCAAAUGACAAAAAUGCUUGAUACAUUGGAGGCUUUUAUAAACAUGUAUGGUUAUACUUACAUGCGUUUGGAUGGGUCAACUCCACCAGAGGAGAGACAAACCUUAAUGCAGCGAUUCAACACAAAUCCCAAGAUCUUUCUGUUUAUCUUAUCAACCCGCAGUGGGGGAGUAGGCAUAAAUCUUUUUGGGGCAGAUACUGUUAUCUUCUAUGAUAGUGAUUGGAACCCUGCAAUGGAUCAACAAGCUCAAGAUCGCUGCCAUCGGAUAGGACAGACACGUGAAGUCCAUAUCUACAGGUUAAUUAGUGAGAGCACUAUUGAAGAAAACAUCUUAAAGAAAGCUAAUCAGAAGCGCGCUCUUGAUGAUUUAGUCAUACAGAGUGGAGACUACAACACUGAGUUCUUCAAGAAGCUUGAUCCAAUGGAAUUAUUUUCCGGUCAUAAAGCUCUUCCAUCUAAAAAUACACAGAAAGAGAAAAUUCAUAGCCACGGAAAUGAGGUUUCUUUAUCUAAUGCAGAUGUAGAGGCUGCUUUGAAAUAUGCAGAGGAUGAAGCAGAUUAUAUGGCAUUGAAGAAAGUUGAACAGGAAGAAGCUGUGGAUAAUCAAGAGUUUGCUGAGGUCAUUGGGAAACUGGAAGAUGAUGAAGUUGUGAAUGAUGAUGAUAUGAGAGCUGAUGAGCCCACAGAUCUGGAGAUGACAAUUCAAAGUAAAGACAGUGGUGUAAACUCAAAUUUGAAGGGUCCCACUGAAGAACAAACUCUAACUUAUGCUGCCAAUGAUGAUGACGUUGACAUGCUUGCUGAUGUCAAACAAAUGGCUGCUGCUGCAGCUGCUUCUGGACAAGCUAUCUCAACCUUUGAGAAUCAGUUACGUCCUAUUGACAGAUAUGCUAUACGUUUUCUGGAAUUAUGGGAUCCUAUUAUUGACAAAGCAGCCAUGGAAUCUGAAGUUAGGUUUGAGGAGGCAGAAUGGGAACUUGAUCGUAUUGAGAAAUACAAAGAGGAAAUGGAAGCUGAGAUUGACGAUGAUGAGGAGCCAUUGAUAUAUGAACGAUGGGAUGCUGAUUUUGCAACCGAAGCAUAUCGACAGCAAGUUGAGGCCUUAGCUCAACAUCAGUUGAUGGAAGAGCUGGAAGCUGAAGCUAAAGAGAAAGAAAAUGCAGAUGAUGGAUAUGGUGAUUCAGUAAUGAAUGACAAGCCAAGCAAUUCUAAACCAAAAUCCAAAAAGAAACCUAAGAAAGCCAAGUUCAAAUCUCUGAAGAAGGAAUCUCUCACUUCUGAAUUGAAACAUGUGAAAGAUGAACCAUCAGUGGAAACUAUGUCUAUAGAUGAUGAUGAUGUAAGCUAUCAUGAAGAAGUCUUCCUUGUGCCGAAAAAGCGCAAGGGAGUUGAAAUACUUGAUGUUGAAUCUGGGAAGAGCUCAAAGAAGAAGUCUAACAAGUCAAAGAAGGUUUCUGAAACAUGCCCUUCAGAUUUAGAUUCUAAUUUGUUUGGUAACCAGCAAGAGGAUUUCAUGGAGUUAAAACCAUGUGACAUCAUGGUUGCUGCUGAUUUUGAGCAGAAACCAGUGGGCAGAAGCAAAAUAGGGGGAAGGAUCUCUAUCACAGCCAUGCCAGUGAAGCGGGUUUUAAUGAUUAGGCCUGAGAAGUUAAAGAAAGGGAAUGUUUGGUCAAGAGAUUGUGUACCCUCACCUGACUCAUGGUUUCCCCAAGAGGAUGCAGUUUUAUGUGCUGUUGUCCAUGAAUAUGGACCGCAUUGGAACUUGGUUAGUGAAACACUAUAUGGGAUGUCUGCUGGUGGGUUUUACAGGGGAAGAUAUCGUCAUCCAGUUCAUUGUUGUGAAAGAUUUAGGGAACUGAUCCAAAGGUAUGUGUUGUCCGGACCAGAAAAUCCUGUUAAUGAAAAGGUGAGCAAUGCAGGUUCCGGAAAGGCUCUUCUCAAAGUAACUGAGGAUAAUAUCCAGAAGCUGUUAAAUAUGACUACUGAGCAGCCAGAUCAUGAGUUCCUUCUCCAGAAGCACUUCACGGCUUUGCUUUCUUCUGUGUGGAGGAUGACAUCACGUGUUAACCGACAAAAAACUCUUUCAUCAUCUAGAAAUGGCCUCUAUUUUGGUAGAAAAUUAUCUAGUUCUUUCAAUCAGAUAUCUUGGAAUUCUAUGAAAGAACCUGUAAAAGGAAUGAACUUCACUAAUUUAUCACAGAGUAGCAAAUUAGCAUCUGCUCUCCGUGAUGCUAACUGUAGACCCAUGGAUGACACAAUUUCCUUUCCGAACCGGAUGGAAGUUGUUCCUUCUACUUCUGAAAAGUUGGAAAUAACUCUGGAAUUUGAGAAGGAGGAUUCCGCAGUUCCACUCCCACCUUUCAUAAAUUUGUCAAUACCUGUGUCUGACUCGACAAGGUUCAUAAGCAAGGAUGAAGUAGGAGAAAAUCAUUUAAAAGCCUCCAUGGUUAUGGCUGAGAGUCGAUUCAGGGAUGCAGCUAGAGGUUGCGAUGAAGGCAGUUUGGCUUGGGCUUCAUCAGCAUUCUCAGCAAAUGAUGCAAAGUUGCGUGCAGGUUCAAAAUUACAGUCCUUGGGAAAACAUAGGCUACCCGUCUCAGAUCCAGUGAAGCCAGCUAGGUCAAAAUCGAAGAAAACUUGUGGGAAUUCUGACAUGCAUCACCUAUCUGCUGAGCUCGUAUUACUAUCAUCGCAUGUUGCAUCACCUUCGGACCCCAAUUUAAAGUUUGACCUUACUCCACCUGUCUACCAAGAUGGUUGGAUGAAUGAUACAGAUGCUUAUUCUAUUUGUUGUUUGGAUAAUGAGCUUUCACUGGAAAUGGGGAGCUCUGAAGCUGUCCCUCAUAUAUAUGUUCCUGAUUUGAUUGCCGGUCUUGAUGAUUGGUCGCAAUUGCCAGAAUUUACUGAUAUUGGGUAAAGAUUAACAGUGCAUAUACUGACUAGAAUCUUUCACUGACAUUUAGAGAACAUAGAACUUUCUGCUACAAGCUCAUGCUGGUUGAUCAGUACACCAAACGUAGUGCGCCGGCUGAGCAAACACAACCAUGGAAUACAAGAGUAUGGAACAGGCAGUCUGGUUUAAGCGUGUUUGGAUCUGAGAAUAUGAGAUUGUUCUGCAUCAUGAUGAUGUCGAUCGGGGGUAGGGAAAAUAGGAAAUGUAACAUAAUUGUUUUUUCUUUGAAAUUUUCAGUGGGACAUGCCGAUUUUAAUCUGGGCUAGUCAUUUUUUUUGGCAUGAUUCCCUAUAGAAAGGAAUUAGGAUAGGGGAGAUGAUUAGUGAGAAUUUCCGGAUUUUCUGUCGAUGUUGUACAGGCUUUAGAGAUAGUUCUCGGAAAAUUCACAUGUUAAAAUUUCUCUAUGAUGGCUAUAAUGGUAAUCUAAGGAAUGCUUCUGAAAA
This is a messenger RNA of Mercurialis annua (annual mercury), 6853 nucleotides long. RefSeq names its product protein PHOTOPERIOD-INDEPENDENT EARLY FLOWERING 1. The transcript has 22 exons. Bases 246 to 6374 code for a protein of 2042 amino acids. NCBI's taxonomy places the organism in Eukaryota, Viridiplantae, Streptophyta, Magnoliopsida, Malpighiales, Euphorbiaceae. Gene Ontology annotation, molecular function: histone binding; ATP binding; ATP hydrolysis activity. Gene Ontology annotation, cellular component: Swr1 complex. The record is from RefSeq and is a predicted model, not a curated record.